Molecule: messenger RNA, 1881 nt
Organism: Knipowitschia caucasica
Lineage: Eukaryota; Metazoa; Chordata; Actinopteri; Gobiiformes; Gobiidae
Source: the annotation of a GenBank genome assembly
AUGCCCUCGGAGUUAAGGAAAAACAUUUUAAUUGAAGCACUUCCGGUGAACCGCUCUGUGCGUACUUCAGGCAGAGAUUGGAUGCUGAUGGGGGACGAAAAGGACUCCUGGAAAGUUAAAACCCUUGAUGAAAUUCUACAGGAGAAGAAACGCAGGAGAGAACUAGAACUGCGGUCCGACAACAAGCGCCAAAAAAAUUUCACAAAGGAACCUGUUGUACAGGCGGAUGAACGGGAAUGUAAACGAGACACUCCCGAAGAAGGAGAAUUACGUGAUCAAAAAAUGGAAAUAACAAUCCGCAAUUCCCCCUACUCUCGAGAAGACUCUACCGAAGACAGGGGAGAAGAAGAUGAAUCACUCGCCAUCAAGCCCCCUCAGCAGAUCGCACGAAAAGACAAAUCUCAUCACAGAAAAGAGGAAAAGAGAAAAGACAAGAGAAGACACCGCAGUCACUCAGCUGAAGAAGGAAAACAUGUGCGGCCAAAGGAGAAGGAGAAAGAUCGGGACAGUGACCGUCGUAAGCGUCUGUGGGAAGAAGACAAGGCGCGGCGGGACUGGGAGAGGCAGAAAAGGCGAGAACAGGCUCGAGCACACUCACGGAGGGAGCGUGACCGGCUGGAGCAGCUGGAGAGGCAGCGGGAAAGAGACCGGAAGCUCCGCGAGCAGCAGAAAGAACAACGCGAACUGAAGGAGCAGAGAGAGUUCAAAGAGCAGAGGGACUUCAAGGAUCGCGAGAGGAGAGUGGAGGACCGGCGCAAAGACAGAGGAGACUGGAGACAAGUUGUCCAGACACACCACCGACCUCCGGCAGAGGAAUACGAAGACAAAGUGAAGCCAAGACCCCGCAGCCGCAGUCCCACGUGGGCCCCCAGAGAGAGGGCCGAACUCAGCGAGCCUCGCAAAAACACAGAGCUAAAGGACGAUAAGCCGGAACUCAAAGACCUGUUGGCAGAUCUCCAGGACAUCAGCGACAACGAGCGAAAGUCCAGCUCUGCAGAAUCCUCUAUUGCUUCUGCGUCAGGCUCUGAAGAGGAGGGGGAAGAGGAAGAUGGGGAUUCCAGCAGCCAGAGUGAAGGAGAGGGUGAAGGGGAGGAGGAGUCUGCCUCUGGAUCCGCCCACUCUGACCAUAGUGCAGAAAAUGUGAGUGAAGAGGAACCGACUGAGGAUGAAUCUGAAGAGGAGAGGGAGAAUGGGAACCACAUCCCCCCAGUGCCAGAGUCCCGGUUUGACCACAACUCUGAGGAGAGUGGUGAGGACACGGAGGAGGAAGAGGAGGGGGAGGAGGAGGAAGAUGGGGUGGAGUGUGAUCCCACUCCUCAGUCUCAAACGCACUCUCGCUCUGCCACCCCUGAAGAGAAUUACAUCCCGGACUCUCCCGCCUUGUCCCCUGUUGAGCUGAAGAAGGAAUUACCAAAGUACCUACCGGCCCUCCAGGGCUGCCGCAGCGUGGAGGAGUUUCAGUGCUUGAACCGCAUUGAGGAGGGAACGUAUGGAGUCGUCUACAGAGCGAAAGACAAAAAGACUGGUAAGGAACUUGCGGGUGACGGGAGUGAGGAGGUUAGUGUUGGGGGUGAGGAGGUGAGUGUGGGUGAUGGGAGUGAGGAGGUGAGUGCGGGUGAUGGGAGUGAGGAGGUUAGUGCGGGUGACGGGAGUGAGGAGGUUAGUGUGGGUGAUGGGAGCGAGGAGGUGAGUGUUGGGGGUGAGGAGGUUAGUGCGGGUGACGGGAGUGAGGAGGUUAGUGCGGGUGACGGGAGUGAGGAGGUGAGUGUUGGGGGUGAGGAGGUGAGUGCGGGUGAUGGGAGUGAGGAGGUUAGUGUUGGGGGUGAGGAGGUUAGUGUUGGGGGUGAGGAGGUUAGUGUUGGGGGUGAGUGUUGGGAGUGA